CGCCGCGGGCAGCACCGCCCCCGCUCCCCGCCGGUGCCCGGUGCCGCGGCCCGGCAUGGCCCCGCUGCUCGCCGCCGCCUGCCUGGCCUUCACCCUUGCCAUGUUCGGGACCGGGCUGUCCGACCUGCGCCAGAUGUUGGCAACCAAGAGUGUGGAGAACAUCCAGUUCCUGCCCUUCCUCACCACCGAUGUCAACAACCUGAGCUGGUUGGGCUACGGCUGCCUGAAGCAGGACUGGACGCUGAUCGCCGUCAACACCAUCGGGGCGGCACUGCAGACCCUCUACAUCCUGGCGUACCUCUACUACAGCCCUGUGAAGCGCCCAGUGCUGCUGCGGAGCCUGCUGCUCCUGGCUGUGCUGGCCGCCGGCUAUGGCUACUUCACCCUCCUGAUUGCCGACACGCGGACGCGCCUGGCACGCCUGGGGCUCUUCUGUAGUGUCUUCACCAUCAGCAUGUACCUCUCGCCACUGGCUGAUCUGGCCAAGAUUGUCCAGAGCAAGUCGACGCGCUGCUUGUCCUUCCCCCUGACCAUCACCACUUUCCUGGCCUCCACCAGCUGGACGCUCUACGGCCUGCAGCUCCACGACCCCUACAUCAUGGUCCCGAAUGUGCCGGGGAUCAUCACCAGCGUUGUGCGGUUCUGGCUCUUCUGGAAGUAUCCGCCGGGCCAGGACAAGCCCUACAGACCCCUGUAUGUCUGAGGGGGGCCCCACUGGCCCCCCGAGGAAGGACCUCAGAUGCUGGUGGACCAGUGAAGGAUCCCGCCCCCAACCCCUGCCAGUCUGCUCCAGUGUGGACUGGCCCCAGCCACCGAGCCCCAAGUGCCACCGUGGUGCUGCUGUCCCCCUCGGCCAAGGGCCGCCAGCUCCUGGCAGGAACGGGGCCCCAGGAGGGCACCUCCUGCCUCUACCACCAUGGUUCUCCCUCUCUGGCAUCCCUCCAGCCCUUGGUCCUUCAGUGAUGAUGGUUGGGUUGGUCUCAGCGAUGCCUUUGGGGUGCUGGGAGCCCCCUCACCCAGGGGUGCUACAUGCCACAUGUCCCCAGGGACCGCUGGACAGUCUUCCAUGCCCAUGGCUCUGCCCCAGGACCAGGCUGGGGGCUUCUGGGAAGCCCUGCGUCUCUUUUGUACGAAUUUAAGUGCCUUUUAAUAAAUCAGAGACUCUUCCCA
Molecule: messenger RNA, 1170 nt
Organism: Tyto alba (common barn owl)
Lineage: Eukaryota; Metazoa; Chordata; Aves; Strigiformes; Tytonidae
Gene: SLC50A1
Product: solute carrier family 50 member 1
Exons: 6
Coding region: 56-703 (215 amino acids)
Biological process (GO): carbohydrate transport
Cellular component (GO): membrane
Molecular function (GO): sugar transmembrane transporter activity
Source: RefSeq, a predicted model, not a curated record